Mytilus californianus (California mussel) is the source of this 1798-nucleotide messenger RNA. RefSeq lists its product as uncharacterized. The record is from RefSeq and is a predicted model, not a curated record. NCBI's taxonomy places the organism in Eukaryota, Metazoa, Mollusca, Bivalvia, Mytilida, Mytilidae. The transcript is spliced from 2 exons. The coding region runs from base 122 to 1006 and encodes 294 amino acids.
AUCAGGUAGACAAAUCAACCAUGAGACAUACCGUUCUAUGACAACAAUAAACAACAUGGCGAUAUCUUAACCGUUAUAAACAAUUUUAUACAUGGUUCAACCGUCGAUGACGUAAGUAGCCAUGGCUUCCGGAAAAUCAAAAUAUCAGGUAUCAGUGACCAAACUUCACCGUCUUCCUCCGAUCCGCGAGGAAAGCAUGUCUGGUCGUACUCCAAGAAGUGCAAGAAGGACAAAUUCUGACGGCUUAGUGACAACUGAUACUAAAAUAACCGUGCAACCACUAAAUACUAAACCUUCUAUUCAUGUUCGUCCUCUUCCGGGUAAAUCAAGAAAAGUCCAGUUUCAACCGACGGGGCCGCCUCGAAGUGAAACACAAAUUUUAGAUUCCUAUCCUAAAACUGUGUAUAGAGACGCACCCAACGAACCAAUGACAAACACACCUCCACAAAAGAUUAACCCGCAAAAGACUAUAGUAGACGGUUUAGUGGCUGACUAUCUUCAUUAUGCUCAAUACGGACAUAUUAUACCAGUAUACGAAGGCACGGGAACUCUAUCGUGUUCCUGCUGUACAGAUAGAAACCGUGAAAAUGUUAGAACUAUGUUGGGAUUUCCUACUAAUACUUCGAGCAGUAUACCACAUAAAAGUAUAGGUUAUCAACCAAUGGGUCCAAAUCCUAAACCAGACACUUGGCUUACUGGGAGCACCAAACCAACAAUUAGUUCGCAAAGACCAAAUCAAAGUCCACGGUUUGAUGAACUAGACUUUUACGAUUUGUCAAAAACUCCACGUGGUAACAGUCAGAGCAGAGAUAACUGGUUGGAACAUCAACCUAAACCAUACGCUUCUUCUUAUACUAAUGCUGAAUUCAACCGUCCACUCUUAGUUUACAAUCAUUUUAAAGAAAUCAAUAACGAUAACUCUAAAUAUUUUUCAAAUCAAAUUCUUGAUGCGAAUACAAAAUACGACGACGCAAUGAAAAAGUUGGAAAAAUUCUCAUUUAGUUAACAGCAACAUAUGUAGUGUACUCAAUUACUUUUGAGAAUAUUAAAGCUGUACAAUAUUUUAUGUUUACCUUAGUGCUAAUAAAACAUUUUACAUUUGAAUUGCAAUUAUGAAUAAAUUAAGAUUCAAAACAUGAAGUACGGCAAGGACAUAGUUUGCGGUUCUGAGAUGUUUUCGAAUUUGCAAAAUGCGUAUUUGUCUUUGUUCUGUAUUAAGUUUAUCUUGUUUUAUUAUUCAUAAACAUAGAAUUUGAUUUAAACUUUUCAGGUUUUUUUUUCCAUAAAUGUUACAUAAUUGUGAUCAUUUGAUACUUAAUCACCAAACUAUCUGCAUAGUAACUCUGCAGGAAUAUGAAAAUGGAUAGCAUUGGAUGAACAUAUCAGUGGUGGAUAGGGUUAUUAGAUGCAGGUUUCUCUGAAAACAAAUAUAAGAAUGUUGUGCAGUGACAACUUGAAUUUCGUAAAGCGUUAGUUCUCACCGACGUGUUAGGAUAUAUAGUGCUUUCAACUUAAUUUGCUAUGAAGAAUAAGGCGAAAUAAUGGAACGCGAGGUGACAGAACAAAAAAAUUAAAAUAGCCGGAAUAUUUGAAGCGAGAGUGUAGAAAGUAUAACCGUAUUGUCAUGGACAGAGAUUUGAACAAAAAGUCCAGUGAUUAAUCAACAAAUGACUAAAUCAUGAGCCAUAUCAGUGAAAUGCACCAAUAUUCAAGUCAAGUACAAAAAAGUUUUGCUUCGUUUGUAUUUAAUUUAAUUUAUUUUUGUUUUGUUAAACAUAAUUAGAUAUUUAAUUCGGAA